UCCGACCAUCGGGUGAAGCAGAUCCGCCAUUUUGGAGGAAUGUAAGAGCCACUAUCAACUUAAAAGUGGGUGAAUAUCUCGCAAGUAUACAUACUGCUGAUAAAUUACCUAUCACUAUUUCAUACUUUGAUAUUUUAUGUUUAUAUUGAUACCAAUACGUUGCCAAAAAAAUUAGUUCGUAAUUCAAAAUUUAUGCUCCGAAAUGAACCAUGCUGCUGUGGAAAUUGAUAAAAAUUGGAAAAAUAAUUGACAGCACUGCAUUACACUAGAGACUUCCCAUACAAGUGGUGAAAAAAUUGAACUGAUUUAAGUGGUGUGGAAGAUCUAACACCUGUUUAGUGUAUUCUCCAAGAAAGAAGCGAGAUUUUUCGAAGGACAUUUCUGAGUAUCGAAAAGGUUUUGGUUCACACGCCUUUUCCUGUUUUUGCUCGAAAUACAACAAUGAAUCAACAUAAGACACCAGCUCCUAGUCGUGCCAGGGUCUACGCUGAUGUCAAUACAAAUAGACCAAGAGAGUAUUGGGACUAUGAGUCACAUACAGUAGAAUGGGGACAGCAAGAUGACUAUCAAAUAGUACGUAAACUAGGCCGUGGAAAAUACAGUGAAGUAUUUGAAGCCAUCAAUAUCACAAACAAUGAGAAAUGUGUAAUAAAAAUAUUAAAGCCUGUAAAAAAGAAGAAAAUAAAAAGAGAGAUUAAAAUCUUGGAGAAUCUUCGUGGAGGAACAAAUAUCAUCACACUUCUAGCCAUAGUUAAAGACCCUGUGUCUCGGACUCCAGCUCUAGUAUUUGAGCAUGUCAACAACACAGACUUCAAGCAGCUCUAUCAGACCCUAACGGAUUACGAUAUACGCUUCUAUCUAUUUGAACUUCUCAAGGCACUAGAAUACUGUCACAGUCAGGGUAUUACUCACAGAGAUGUGAAACCUCAUAAUGUCAUGAUAGAUCAUGAAAAUAGAAAGCUACGUCUUAUAGAUUGGGGACUAGCAGAAUUCUACCACCCAGGGAUGGAAUACAAUGUUCGUGUAGCCUCAAGAUAUUUCAAGGGCCCAGAAUUACUUCUAGACUAUCAGAUGUAUGACUAUUCACUAGACAUGUGGAGCUUAGGAUGCAUGUUCGCCAGUAUGAUAUUUAGAAAAGAACCAUUUUUCCAUGGCCAUGACAACUAUGACCAGUUGGUUCGCAUAGCAAAAGUCUUAGGAACUGAUGAACUGUAUGAAUAUAUAGACAAAUAUCAAAUACAAUUAGACCCUAGGUUUAACGACAUAUUAGGAAGACAUUCUAGGAAACGCUGGGAACGUUUCGUACAUAGUGAAAAUCAACACCUUGUCAGCCCAGAAGCCUUAGAUUUUCUCGACAAACUUUUACGCUAUGAUCACCAGGAAAGACUGACAGCUAGAGAGGCCAUGGAUCACCCAUAUUUCUAUCCAAUAGUAAAAGAUCAAGGUCGUUUGUCCUCAAUGUCAGGUCAUAAUUCACCUACAGUUCAAGGCCAGAUGGGAGUGACGGCAGUAGUAGGUGCAAGUUCUCCUGUGAUACCCAGUGUUUCCCCCGCCCCACCUAGCGCACCCUCCGGCACCUAAUACACCCCAGAGCCAUCUAUAGGACAUCAACAGCAAUCUGGGAUGGAAUCAGCCAAUGCAGCAAGUCGGCCUAUUAUAGAAUUUUUGUAUCUGUAGAAUUAAUAUGGGCAGGUUUGCAUCGACUCUGACAAAGACAAUAGAUAUGGGAGCAGAUGGAAAUCUGUCCGUGAUAUCUUGUGGUAUAUCAUUGGCGUAGUAAUUCAUGACAUAGUUACAGUACUUAUGGAGUAAUCAAUGCAGCUGGGACUACUUGAUGCAAGGCAUUUACUUCAGCUGAUGAUGCCUUAUGACAUGGGAAAGGACAAUGAAAUAGUUCCGGCGGUACUGAACAAACUGAACAAAUAUUUGGAGAUCUUUAGUAACCUUGUGCAGUGCAUUGGUCCAUUAUGACUUCAUAGUUUGUUAAAUGUAAGAGGGUGCAAAGACUCCAUCUCUUAAGCUGUACUCCAUGAUAAAGGAUAGACCAUUAGACUUAACAAGGGGUGAAUGAAGCUAUAAUGUAUUUCUUCCAGGAAUAAAAAAUGGAAUGGAUUAUUUAUCAAUUGAGUCCAGUGGUUGCAUUUACAAUGCUGUAUUGCCUUCUCAUAAAACCCAAAGUUUUAUGAUAUACUGGAAUGUGGAGAAUGCAAAUGGUUGACAUUCUUUCUCUCUAAAAUGGUGGCUUAAAAGUGAAGGAAUAAUUCUGUACUGGCAUGAAAGUGGUUGCCAUAUACUGAAAUAUCAUAGGACAGUUGCAUUACACUUUGAAAGUAAUAAAGUGUCACAUAAUGCCAAAUUCAAGCACUAAACAUAGCCAAGUGUAUCUUUAUCUCGACUGAAGGACAUCCUAAGUAUUAAGAUUUAACCAAUUUCCAUGUGGAUGAAGUCAUCAUUAUGUGUAUAGAUGAUGAAGUCAUCAUUACAUGUGCAGAUAAUG
Messenger RNA from Owenia fusiformis, 2497 nucleotides. The record is from the annotation of a GenBank genome assembly. NCBI's taxonomy places the organism in Eukaryota, Metazoa, Annelida, Polychaeta, Sabellida, Oweniidae.